This is a messenger RNA of Lodderomyces parapsilosis, 2025 nucleotides long. The record is from the annotation of a RefSeq genome assembly. NCBI's taxonomy places the organism in Eukaryota, Fungi, Ascomycota, Pichiomycetes, Serinales, Debaryomycetaceae.
AUGUCUGAUAUAAACAUUGGCAGUUCUGUAAAGCCCAAUGGCGUCAAUGUUGAGGAAACCAGGUUCACCAUUGUCACAAAUGAUGAUCCGAAGACUCCACCAUCGAAAGCAAACAAUCAAGAUCCAGAAUCACCGACAUCGCCACUCAAUUACCCCAGCGUGUUCAAUGAUGCUAUACCUCAAAGACGAUUGUACACGCGCUCGUACUCAGCCCCCAAUACCCCCCAAUUCCGUCCUUCACAAACACUAACAAGUCCCACCAUACUAGAGACAAGAAGAAAGAGCCUAAAUGGGAGCUUGUUAGAAGACACCAACUUCACCAGGUUUAAAAAUUCGAUAUUGUUACCAGCUGCGGGAUGGGCAUACACUCCCAUCACAAAGAUGCAAAGACGACUGAAGUAUAAAUCGAGAGAGCCCAUCGAGUACAAGAUUGAGUACUCCAUUUUCCAACCUCUAGAAGACGCAAAUCAAUUAAAUACACAAGAGGAUAUUGAAAAUCACUUUAGGAGCUCAUGGAAUAACUUGGAUAAUCUGUCUUUGCCUGAAAAUUACAUAACCGAACUGGAGUUUCAGAAUGUGGUCACUCAAGUAAAGGAUGUGAUUGAAAAGAACCAUGUUUACCCGGAGCGCAUCAUGACCGGAUCAUCCGGUAGCUACUUCGUGUUCAACAAACUUGAGACAGGCUCAUCUUUGUACGAGAAAGUUGGUGUAUUUAAACCUAAAAGUGAAGAACCGUAUGGCCCAUUGCUGCCAAAGUGGACUAAAUGGCUUCAUCGUACAUUCUUUCCUUGUUGUUUCGGACGCAGUUGUCUUAUUCCCAAUCUUGGGUAUAUCAGCGAAGCAGCCGCUUGUGUUUUGGAUCGUCAAUUGCAAUCAUAUAUUGUACCAUACACAGAAGUGAUUCGAUUACGAGCGCCGACUUUUUAUUACAAAUUUUGGGACAAGUCUAAUGAUGUGACGAAAUUGCUGUACAAAAUAGGUUCGUUUCAAAUGUUUUUGCACGGGUAUGUGAAUGCCGAUUUGUUCUUCAAAAUGUAUCCCAUUCCAACUGAUGUGUAUCUUUUGCCCAAAUCACUGGAUGUUGAAGUUGAUGCUGAUGACGAUGUAAUGGGCGACAAAUUCAAUUGGAGUCGUGACUCAAUGCGACAAUUUAGAGAAGAGUUGGAGAAAAUGGUUAUAUUGGACUACUUGAUGAGAAACACCGAUAGAGGUAUGGAUAAUUGGAUGAUCAAGUUGGAAUGGCACGAAGUGCAUCGUCUGGGAGGUACCCAAACAAUGCGUCCAUUUUUGAAAGUUGGAGCUAUAGAUUCCGGACUAGCUUUUCCUUGGAAGCACCCUAAUGAAUGGAGAUCGUUUCCUUUUGGUUGACUUUUUCUUCCAUUAUCAUUAAUUGGGCAACCAUUUAGCAAAAAGACAAGACAACACUACCUACCAUUGCUAACUUCAAAAGUGUGGUGGGAGACCACUGUGGUCAAACUAAAGCAUGUGUUUAUGAAAGACAAUGAUUUCAAAGAGCGCAUGUGGAAUAAACAAUUGGCGGUGUUGAAAGGACAAGCAUUCAACGUAGUGGAGACUUUAAAAUUGGAUUUUGCUGGACCAUUGGAGCUCACUAGGUGUCAAAAUUUGUUGGUGUUUGAUGAUCUAAUGUACAUGCCAAGACAAGAGCCAGGACUCAGAAGGCGAAGUUUACCAUUGAUGUACUCAUCUUGUUACGAAUCUGAUGUUAGGGGUGGUCAAAAAUAUUUGCCUUGUUUAAGCGAAGCACCAUCAGAAGAAGGGUACGAGGAGCGUGGGGAUGAGCAUACGCCAUUGCUUGCUCCACUGAAUGUGGAUGGAAGUGCAUAUAGUCUGCAAGUUAUUUCACCUAGUCUGCAAACUGGAGAUGGGAUACCAGUGCCAUAUGAAUCGGGAUAUUCUCGCAUUGAUAGUGUGAAUGAUGAUGAUCCUCCUGAAAGCGGUACUAAAGUUGUCAUUGAACGAUUAGUGAAGGAACAUUCAAACCCACCAGUGUUUACAUGGUGUUGA